Neoarthrinium moseri is the source of this 1578-nucleotide messenger RNA. RefSeq lists its product as uncharacterized. Gene Ontology annotation, biological process: carbohydrate metabolic process. Lineage: Eukaryota; Fungi; Ascomycota; Sordariomycetes; Amphisphaeriales; Apiosporaceae. Gene Ontology annotation, molecular function: hydrolase activity, hydrolyzing O-glycosyl compounds. The coding region runs from base 1 to 1578 and encodes 525 amino acids. The transcript has 6 exons. The record is from RefSeq and is a predicted model, not a curated record.
AUGGCUGAUGUUGAUGUUUUCCCGGCUUUUGGAUACGCAAAGGAGCCUCACAAAACCACACUGCUCCAGUCGGUUGUUGAGUCACAGAGUACCACAAGUAAGACAGUAACUUUCCACAGCAAAAAUGAAAAAUUGCAGCUCGAUGUCGCAAUCGACGGGGGCCAAGACGAGUCGGAGGACGGUCCCUCGGUCGUCUUCAGGAAGGAGAAGAGAGAUGGUAUGCUAGGGGACGGUGUGACGGCAAAAAUCGUCCUGUCUGGGGGUCAGGCCGUGUCUUUCGUCCUUCGCGCUGAUAUCGAACGCCACGUCUCGAAGAACGUGACCACCCCUAUGCUUGACCUCCAUCAGAAUGAUACACAGAUGUUUUGGUUUAAUUGGCUUGCGAAGAGUCAGUACCGAGGGGCUUGGCGGGAGGUAGUGGCUCGAAGUCUCAUGAUUUUGAAAAUGCUCACCUUCGAGCCGACGGGAGCAAUCGUAGCGGCUCCAACUUUCUCCAUACCCGAAGAUGUGGGUGGUGUCAGAAAUUGGGACUACCGCUUCAGCUGGGUUCGGGAUAGUAGCUUUACCAUCUACAUCCUGCUCCGAAUGGGGUUCACCGAGGAGGCGGAUGCUUACAUGGCGUUCAUUAGCGACCGGUUCCAGAAAUCCACCACCAAGGAAGGUGGACUUCCUAUCAUGUUCACCAUCCGGGGAGAGACCGACAUACCAGAGAUAGAACUCGACCACCUGGACGGCUACAAGGGCAGCAAGCCUGUUCGAAUCGGCAAUGGUGCCGCAUUCCAUCAGCAGUUCGAUAUCUACGGAGAGUUGAUGGACGCCAUAUACCUCUACAAUAAGUACGGGAAGCCAAUCUGUUGGGAAACUUGGGUUUCCGUGCGGAAGAUGCUUGAUUAUGUUCUGACCCUUCUUGACAAGCCCGAUAUGUCAAUCUGGGAGGUUCGCAACAACAAGCAGCACUUCGUAUACUCGAAGGUCAUGCUGUGGGUAGCAUUCGACCGCGGCCUUCGGCUUGCAGACAAACGAUGCUUACCCUGCCCUAACCGAGCCAAGUGGAUGGAAGCCCGAGACUCCCUCUACGAGGAGGUGAUGGAAAAAGGGUACAACACGGAGAUAGGCUGCUUCAUACAAAGCUACGAGAACAACACCAUGCUCGACUCGUCUAUACUCAUCGCCCCGCUCGUCUUCUUUAUAGCGCCCAACGACCCGAGGUUCCUCAGGACGAUGGACCGCAUCCUGCUAUCCCCUGAGAAGGGGGGUCUGACCAGCACUGGUCUAGUCUAUCGUUACGACACCACGCUCUCCGAAGACGGUGUCGGCGGGCGCGAAGGCGCUUUCAGCAUGUGCACCUUCUGGCUGGUCGAGGCCCUCACGCGUGCCAGCAUUUACGAGCCCAAGUACCUUGUGCGGGCCAUCAAUCUCUUCGAGAACAUGUUGAGCUUCUCGAACCACCUGAACAUGUUCUCCGAGGAGAUCGCCCGCUCGGGCGAGCAGCUUGGCAACACGCCGCAGGCAUUCAGCCACCUCGCCCUCAUCAGUGCCGCGUUCAACCUGAACCGAGCAAAAGAUAGAAGCCGGUGA